This is a messenger RNA of Entrophospora candida, 203 nucleotides long. NCBI's taxonomy places the organism in Eukaryota, Fungi, Glomeromycota, Glomeromycetes, Entrophosporales, Entrophosporaceae. The record is from the annotation of a GenBank genome assembly.
AUAAACUGGAUGCAACAGAAUUUAUUACAAUUGAUAAUGAUGAUAGUCUGGAAUAUGGAGGUACUGAAGUUACUGAUGAAGAAAUAAUUAGCUGUGUAAGACCAACAACACUUGAAACAGAGCAAGAAGAAGAAGAAGGAAUUCCACAAACAAUUACUACAGCAGAAGAAGCUCUGGAUGAAGAUGAAGAUGAUUCAAGUAUG